AUGAUUGGGAGGAAGAACAUGGGACGAGCUUCACCAUUACUUCUGGUUCUUUUGGCUCUUGGGUUUUUCUUUGCCACUUAUAAUUUUUUAACUAUGAUAAUCCACUAUAGAUCUGUUGGGAAGUGGGUAGGUGAUAAUUCGCAUGGUGGGUUACUGUCUGACCCCAUUAUUGGGAUGCCUGAGAAUGUGAAGAAAUUCAAGAAUUCCAAGUCACCAUUCCAUGUUGCCUUAACAGCCACCGAUGCUCCUUACAGCAAAUGGCAGUGUCGCAUUAUGUACUAUUGGUAUAAGAAGAAUAAGGACUUGCCUGGAUCGGAGAUGGGAGGUUUUACCAGAAUUUUGCAUUCAGGAAAUCCUGACAACUUGAUGGAUGAGAUCCCAACUAUGGUCGUUGAUCCUCUUCCUGCAGGUCUUGAUCGGGGAUAUAUUGUCUUAAACAGACCAUGGGCUUUUGUUCAAUGGCUGGAAAAAGCUACAAUUGAGGAAGAAUAUAUUUUGAUGGCAGAGCCUGAUCACAUUUUUAUAAAUCCUCUUCCUAAUUUGGCUCAUGGAGGAUAUCCAGCUGGCUUCCCAUUUUUCUACAUUAAACCUUUGCAGAAUGAGAAGAUCAUAAGAAAGUUUUAUCCUGAGGAGAAUGGCCCAGUCACAAAUGUUGAUCCAAUUGGCAAUUCUCCUGUAAUUAUCAGAAAGGAUUUACUGGAAAAGAUUGCUCCGACAUGGAUGAAUGUUUCUUUGAGAAUGAAAGAAGACGCAGAGACGGAUAAAGCUUUCGGAUGGGUGCUAGAAAUGUAUGCAUAUGCUGUAGCAUCUGCUUUGCAUGGAGUGCAGCAUGUUCUUCGGAAGGACUUCAUGCUGCAGCCCCCAUGGGAUUUGGAAAUUGGUAAAAAGUUUAUUAUUCAUUAUACUUAUGGGUGUGACUACAGCUUAAAGGGUGAGCUAACAUACGGCAAAAUCGGGGAGUGGAGAUUCGACAAGAGAUCAUAUCUACGUGGACCUCCACCAAGAAACCUUCCCUUACCCCCUCCCGGUGUUCCUGAGAGUGUGGUCACCCUUGUAAAGAUGGUGAAUGAAGCUACUGCUAACAUACCUAAUUGGGACAAACAAUAG
This is a messenger RNA of Prunus armeniaca (apricot), 1107 nucleotides long. NCBI's taxonomy places the organism in Eukaryota, Viridiplantae, Streptophyta, Magnoliopsida, Rosales, Rosaceae. The record is from the annotation of a GenBank genome assembly.